This is a messenger RNA of Megalops cyprinoides (Indo-Pacific tarpon), 1045 nucleotides long. RefSeq names its product thymic stromal cotransporter homolog. The coding region runs from base 9 to 377 and encodes 122 amino acids. Lineage: Eukaryota; Metazoa; Chordata; Actinopteri; Elopiformes; Megalopidae. Gene Ontology annotation, cellular component: membrane. The transcript has 4 exons. The record is from RefSeq and is a predicted model, not a curated record. Gene Ontology annotation, biological process: transmembrane transport. Gene Ontology annotation, molecular function: transmembrane transporter activity.
UGGCAAUCAUGGCUUUUGCUACCAGCAGCUGGGUGUAUUUCUUUGCUCGUGGAAUCAUGAUGUUUGCAUGUAUCCCAAUGCCCACACUCAGAGCUCAGCUGUCCAAGAUUUUGGAUGUUCAGCUGUAUGGGCGUGUUUUCGGCUGGCUACAGUCGGUCCUGGCUGUGACUGAGGUCCUGUCCACGGUGCUUUUCACUUCCAUCUACCCCCUCACCCUGGCCUGGUACAGCGGCUUCUGCUUUCUGCUCUCGUGUGCUAUCAGCUACCUCAGUGUGCUCCCUGCUCUUUACUUGAACUGGAGAGGGACCAGGCAAGGAUACACUCGUAUUGCUGGCACUGACCACUGCCGGCACACUAUCAACACUAUAGAGGACUGAAAAAGACACCCUGCAUGAAAGGUAGCCUGAAACCUCUGUUUAACCUUAGAUAACCUGUGAUAUGAAAUUUUAAUCACAGCCUUGCUAUGCCAAUAUAUUAAAACUGUAAUAAUGAUUUAGAAAAAAUGAACAAGGCAAAAACAAACCAACUGAGAACAAGAAUACUCAUUGACUCCAUAACCAGACUAUAUGAGGACAUAACACAUCCACACAAUUUUUAGCUUGAUAUUAGGAAGUGCUCAUUACAAAAUACAGAAUAAAAAGCUAAUGAUUGUACAAAUACGAAUGUGUCAGCUCUCAUCCAGAGGGGCUGUGGGGCACAAUGACGCAUGCAGAAUGAAGCUUGGGUGGCUGCAAAUUUUCAGAAGGUCUUAUUUGCAGUCCUUGAAGUCAUGCAGGAGGCAUUAUUCUGGGUGUAUGACAGGGCAUGCACCUAUAGGUGGAAGGGUGGAAUACGCCAGAUGUUGUGAUGAAGUUACACCAACCAAUUUUCUUAUUAAAUGACAUUUGUAAAGUCAGCAAUGCACAAGCUCCCAGCCCCUGCAGUCACUGCUCCCCCACACCAAGAUUGGCACUGAAGGUAGCUACAUGAAAAAGCAGGUGACAUUCCCCCAGUUUAGUAACCCUGUUCCUGCUUGUAACCCACAGCAACACAGAGGACACCUCUU